Molecule: messenger RNA, 2993 nt
Organism: Cherax quadricarinatus
Lineage: Eukaryota; Metazoa; Arthropoda; Malacostraca; Decapoda; Parastacidae
Source: RefSeq, a predicted model, not a curated record
AUUAUGUUGGGAUAAUCAAUGUGGCGAUGAAACUUAAAGAAGUAAUAGAACGAAGUUGCCAGUUUGUAACUCGAAUUGCCUCACACAAGUAUGGCAGAGUCCCUCAGUUAAAGCUGUCUGGCCAUGUCAAUGCUGUCUUUCCAUAUAUUGAAUUGCCACUGGAUUAUAUCCUACCGGAGAUAUUGAAGAAUGCAGUACGAGCAACAAUAGAGAAUCACUCAGAAUAUGAGGUGAUACAGCUCCCACCCAUACACAUCACUAUUGCUUCCAAUGACAUAGACUUCAUUAUUAGGAUCAGUGAUCGUGGUGGUGGCAUCCCUCAUCACCUCAAAGUUAGAGCUUCAGAUUACAAUUUCACUACAGCUAACCACAGCAGUGAUUUUGGGGGCAGAGCAACAAGAAGGCGUUUUUUCCAACAUGAUGGAGCUGUUAACCCCAACCUGCUGGGAGGGCCUAUGUAUGGAUUUGGAUUUGGACUGCCAACUUCAAGAGCAUAUGCAGAGUACAUGGGUGGUAGUCUAGAAAUUCAGACCAUGCAGGGAAUUGGAACAGAUGUUUAUCUCCGAAUGAAACAUAUCAACAGUUCAGGAGCAUCAUUUAGAAUUUAGAUAAGCUCAUCAAUAAAAAAUUUAACCACAUAGGAAGAAAGGUAUCUAAAUAUCUGAAUUCAAAAGUAAAUUGUCUUAAUGUCAUGAUUAUUAUAGAUGAAAUAUUUUAUCUCCCAAUUAUUCCAUUGAACUUCCAUGUAGAUUUGGUAGCUCUGAUUUAUAGGACAUUAUGUAAAUAGUAUGCCAACUGAAUUUAAUUAAUGUCUUGUAUUGUAAUUCGAUUUCAUAUUGUCUAACACUUACCCGACUUGUAAAAGAUUGUAUUUGUAUACAAUAACUAUCACAGCACGUACAUGUGCUGAUCAGAUACAUUUCCUAUUCACUUGUCAUACACUAUGAUAUACAGCUCAUGAAGGUUUAAAGAAAUGCAGUAGCCACCUGCCUAACGACUGUUCACAUAAAAAUUUUGAAUAGUGUCCAAAAUAAAAACAUUAGGACCCUUCCCCCUCAGUUUUCUUAAUGAGUGAUUGCUUUCACUUGCAUAAUGAUCAGAUAAUGUUUUUAAAUACAUAGGAUGAUACUGGUAAAGUAUGCAUACAGAAUUGGUACUGUUUUGAGCACUUUGCUUUUGGAUCAGAAUGCUAGUUAAUGACAAGAAAUAAAAAGGGUGUCAUCUAAAGUGACUCCCCUUCCAAAGAUUAUUUCCCUCAAGGGAAGUUCCUUGAUGCUGGUGAGGGUCUCUUGAUCUAAGGAAUUACAUCUGUGCUCCAAUUCCUUGAAUUGAGCGUGUAUACCUCCCAUUUCCCAGGUGCAGUACGACUUCUACAGGUUUGCAUUUUCUCCACGACCCAAAAUAUUGAUUAAAUUAAGUGUAUGGAAUAGUUUUAGAGUGAAGUUCAGAAAGCCUAAAGAACAAAUGGAUUUGACAAUUAAAAAUAGGAGAGGAGAGUUAGAGGUAUUGGGAAGAUGGAAUAUUUUGAGAAAUUGUUAAAUGUUGCUGAGGAUAGGGAAGCUGUAAUUUCAUGUAUGGGGCAGGGAGGAAUAACAUCUUGUAGGAAUGAGGAAGAGCCAGUUGUGAGUGGGGGGGAAGUAUGUGAGGUAGUGGGUAGAAUGAACUGGGGUAAAGCAGCUGGGUUUGAUGGGAUAAAGACAAAUGUUAAAAGCAGGGGAGGAUAUAGUUUUGAACUGGUUUGUUUCUUUUAUUCAAUAAAUGUAUGGAAGAGGGUAAGGUUCCUAGGGAUUGGCAAAGAGCAUGCAUAGUUCCUUUGUAUAAAGACAAAGGGGACAAAAGAGAGUGUAAAAAUUAUAGGAGAAUAAGCCUGUGAGUAUACCUGGUAAAGUGUGUAGUAAUUUUGAAAGAAGAGUAAGACGGAGAGCAAGAUAGCAGAUGAACAAGGAGGCUUUAGGAAGGGUAGGGAUGUGUAGACCAAGUGUUUACAAUGAAAAAUAUAGAUGAACAGUGUUAAGAUAAAGGAAAUGAGGUUUUUAUGGCAUUUUAGAUUUGGAAAAGGCAUAUGAUAGGGUGGAUAGUGGGGCAGGUGUUGCAAAUGUUACUGAAAGCAGUGAAGAGUUUUUAUGAGGAUAGUGAGGCUCAGGUUAGAGUAUGUAGGAGAGAGGGAGAUUAUUUCCCAGUAAAAGUAGGCCUUAGACAAGGAUGUGUGAUGUCACCAUGGUUGUUUAAUAUAUUUAUAGAUGGGGUUGUAAGAGAAGUGAAUGCUCAGGUGUUGGCAAGAGGCAUGGGGUUAAAAGAUAACCUAACACAAAAUAGGAGUUGUCACAGUUACUCUUUGCUAAUGACACUAUGCUUUUGGGAGAUUCUGAAGAGAAGUUGCAGAGGUUGGUGGACGAGUUUGGUAGGGUGUGUAAAAGAAGGAAAUUAAAAGUGAAUAUAAGAAAGAGUAAGGUGACAAGGAAACAAAAAUUUAGGUAAUGAAAGAUUGGAUAUCAGAUUGGAGGGAAGGAGUAUGGAGGAGGUGAAUGUAUUCAGAUAUUUGGGAGUGGACAUGUCAGCAGAUGGGUCUAUAAAGGAUGAGGUGAAUCACGGAAUUGAUGAGGAGAAAAAGGUGAGGGGUGCACUGAGGAGUCUGUGGAGACAUUAUCCAUGGAAGCAGAGGGUAAUGUCUGAGAGCAUAGUUAUACCAACACACUUAUAUGGGUGUGAAGCAUGGCUUGUAAAUGCUGCAGUGAGGAGGAGGCGUGUCUAAGGGCAAUGUGUGGUGCAAAUAUUACGCAGAGAAUUCGUAGUGUGGAAAUUAGGUGUUGAAUUACUAAAGGUAUUAUUCAGAGGGCUGAAGAGGGAUUGUUGAGGUGGUUUGGUCAUUAAGAGAGGAUGGAGCAAAAUAGGAUGACUUGAAUUAUUAUUAUUAUUAUAAUCAAAAAGAAGCGCUAAGCCACAAGGGCUAUACAGCGCUGAGGAUGACUUGAAGGGUGUGUAAAUCUGUUCUG